AUGUUUGGUUUUAUUUCCGGCUAUGAAAUUAAUACUUUUAAAAAUUUAUUUAACUUAGAAUAUAAAGAAGAAAGUUUCAAAAAAAAUAUUUAUUGUAGAACAAUGAAAUAUUUUAAUUGUGAAGAAAAUUCUAUAGUUGAUUUAAAUAAUUUGAGUAGCUUUAGAUUUGGAACUGUUUAUUUUGAUCAGAAAAUUAACAUAUCUUUCUUUAUUAUUUGUAGAAAAUCUGAUCUUGAAAAUGUAAUUUAUGAUUUUAAAUAUUUGAUUAAAAAUGGACUUAAUUGUUAUUAUAUUUACAAAAAUAAUAUAAAUGCAAUGUGUAAUUCUUCAUUUGUAUCCACAAUUUUGAAGGAGCUAGAAUCUAAAUACAGUGAUUUUAAAAUAUUUUUUGAGGUUUAUAAAAUAAAGGAUUAUUUUCAUACAAAAAGUUUAAAUACAUUAAUAUCUAGACUUAAUCAGAUUAUUGAUUUAAAUAUACUAAAUGAUUUCGCUAUUGAUUUUUGUUUCUCAAUUUUCGGAAAAUCAAAUGAAGAAACAUUUAUGAUUAAAAAUAAUAUUUAUAAAACAAAAUUUAUAAAUAAAUAUUUCUGCAAUGCAGAUUUUAAAUAUUGUAAUUAUAAAAAGAAUUUCUAUUUUUUUGAUGUCAAAUACAAUUUGAUUAGUCUUGUUUGUGGUUUGUUUAAAGUCGAUUUUUAUAAUUCUUUUGUAAAUAAUUACAUUUCACCAAAAGAAAGAAAUGUAAUAGUACUCUAUUUGUCUUUAUCUCUCAUCAGCAAAUUUUUCAAUUUCAAUAUUAAUGAUGAGAAUAAUACAAUAAGAGAAUAUUUAAAUGAUUAUAUCAAAGUAUUAGAUGAUUUAAAUUAUUCUGAUAUUGGUAAAAUAAGCUUGCAAAUAGAAUUUUCAAUAAAUGUAAAAAACAUUUUUGAUGUCAUUGUUGUGCUUUAUACUCUUGUUUGUGAUGAUUUGAUUUGUUCUGAAAUAAAAACAGUAAUAUAUGACAGAUACAAAAGAUAUCUUUCCAACUUUAUUAGUGAUGCUAGAUUAAUCAGUAGUCUUAUUAAAAUAAAAUUUAACUCUAAUUUUACAAAGAAGAUUUUAGAGAAUUUUGAAAUUUUUAAAUACGAUAGUAAAUACUAUAAAGAAUUUUUGAAUAAUAACAGCUGUUUUAAUAUAAAAUUAAGUUUUUUAAUUCAUUUAAUUAUGACUGAGUAUUGGUUUAGAGAAUUUUUUAUAAAAGGAUACAAGUGUAUAACUCCAUUUUCAUCUGAAUAUAAAAUGAUCUAUACCCAUACAUUUGAAUAUAUCCACUAUAACAAAGAAACAAUGAGAUGCCUGUUUUCAUCUAAAGAAUCACUUAACGAUACUUUAAGAGUCUUAAAAUUAAUCAUGACAAAAUGCAGAAAUUUUAAAUCAUUUCAUGAAAAAGGAUUAACACAUUUAGAAUAUUUAGAAAUUUUUUUAGAUUUUGAUAAUUUACUUGAAUAA
Hepatospora eriocheir is the source of this 1485-nucleotide messenger RNA. Lineage: Eukaryota; Fungi; Microsporidia; Hepatosporidae. The record is from the annotation of a GenBank genome assembly.